This is a messenger RNA of Vigna unguiculata (cowpea), 1138 nucleotides long. It is a transcript of the gene AGL26, whose product is annotated as tRNA (cytidine(34)-2'-O)-methyltransferase. Gene Ontology annotation, molecular function: RNA binding; RNA methyltransferase activity. The record is from RefSeq and is a predicted model, not a curated record. Gene Ontology annotation, biological process: wobble position ribose methylation. NCBI's taxonomy places the organism in Eukaryota, Viridiplantae, Streptophyta, Magnoliopsida, Fabales, Fabaceae.
CAUGUUCCAACGGAUAGAGGAGGAAGAAGCAAAGGCGAGUGAAGAAUGGACAUUCCUGCCCUAAAAUCCCUUAACAUUCCAACCCCAUUUCACUUUCCAUCAUCUAAAUUUUCUCCCUUUUCUCAAUUCACUUUCUUUCACUUCAAACCUUUUCUCACUUCUUCCUCAAGUCGGUCCUUCCCCCAUUGCUCUCUCAAUGGGUCAGCUAAAAUCGUAACCAAGGAAGGUGCUUUGCCUCGCGGCGUUGGAGAGGCUGUGAAUGAAGCAUCAUGUUCCAAGUUUCUUCAGGUUGUGCUCGUGUCCCCUCAGAUUCCAGGAAACACAGGGUGCAUUGCUAGAACAUGUGCAGCAUCAAAUGUUGGAUUACACUUAGUUGGGCCAUUAGGAUUUCAGGUGGAUGAUACUAAACUUAAGCGAGCUGGAUUGGAUUACUGGCCAUAUGUGGUUGUUAAAGUUCAUAAUUCUUGGGCAGAUUUUCGUGACUAUUUUAGGCAACAGGAGGGUGAAAAGCGGUUGCUAGCUUUUACAAAGAGGGGAACACAAAUUCAUUCUGAAUUUUCCUACAGAAAAGGUGACUAUCUUUUGUUUGGUUCUGAAACGAGUGGCUUGCCUCCUGAAGCCUUGUUAGACUGCAAAACUGAACCAUUUGGUGGAGGGACUGUCAAAAUCCCAAUGGUUGAGACUUAUGUCAGAUGUUUGAAUCUGUCUGUAAGUGUUGGCAUAGCUUUGUAUGAAGCUUCCAGACAACUAAACUACGAGUCACUUCAGGUACCUUCAGAAAGCCAUGUUGAUACUACUGAGGAGGAAUCAUUUAUUGCUGAAGACAUUUUUGCUUGAAUAUCAUAAAUAUUUUAUUCUACACAAGGGGGUAGGAAAAUGUCUGUUUCACUCACUAGAUUUUGAGGAGGAAUCAUUUAUUGCUGAAGACAUUUUCCUGGUUAAUUGAGAUUGAAAAUGUCUGUUUCACUCACUAGAUUUUGUAGAGAUUAUGUAUGAAAAUUGUUUUGUACCAAUCCACAUGUAAUAUCAUUGUAAUGAAUAGUUGUGCCAUUUAUUGUGGAGGAUUAAUUUAACAUUUCAUCGAAUCAGUGGAAUAUUGGAAAGAGGAAGAAUAAAGAAUCAGCUUUUUACCUUUUCA